CAAGACGGUGGCAAAGCGAGUUACGGUCUAGAUUGAAAUCCGCGGCUGCACCAUGCUCUCCAGGUCUAUCUCGUGUCUUUGGAUUACAUUUUGCCUUCAUGUAUGCUGUUAUGUAGACGGCGGGCAAGCUCAGAAUGCGAAGGAAGUGAUUCUGCUGGACUCCAAGGCACAGCAGACAGAACUGGAGUGGAUCUCCUAUCCUCCCAAUGGGUGGGAAGAGAUCAGCGGCUUGGAUGAGAACUACACACCCAUUCGCACAUACCAGGUUUGCCAAGUCAUGGAGCCCAAUCAGAAUAACUGGCUUCGGACUAACUGGAUAGAGAAGGGCAAUGCCCAGAGAAUUUUUGUGGAACUGAAGUUUACCCUGAGGGAUUGUAACAGCCUACCCGGAGUGGUGGGCACUUGCAAGGAGACGUUCAACUUGUAUUACCAGGAAACAGAUUCGGAGGUGGGCAGGAGCUUACGGGAGAACCAGUACGUGAAAAUUGAUACCAUCGCCGCAGAUGAAAGCUUCACUCAGGGCGACCUGGGCGAGAGGAAGAUGAAGCUAAAUACAGAAGUGCGCAUAAUUGGCCCCCUGUCCAGACGGGGCUUCUACCUGGCCUUCCAGGAUGUAGGGGCGUGUAUCGCCCUGGUCUCUGUCAAAGUGUAUUACAAGAAGUGUUGGUCUAUCAUCGAGAACUUGGCCACGUUCCCAGACACCGUGACUGGAUCAGAGUUCUCCUCGCUGGUGGAGGUCGAGGGCAUGUGCGUGAGCGACGCGGAGGAGGAGGCCGACAACUCUCCCAAGAUGCACUGCAGCGCCGAAGGGGAAUGGCUGGUGCCUAUUGGGAAAUGUAUAUGUAAAGCUGGAUUUCAUCAGAAAGGGGACGCAUGUGAACCGUGCGGUCGCGGUUUCUACAAGUCUUCCUCCCAGGACCUUCAGUGCUCUCGCUGUCCGGCGCACAGCUUCAACGACCGUGAGGGCUCCUGGCGCUGCGACUGUGAGGACGGCUACUACAGAGCACUCUCUGACCCUCCGUCUGUGGCCUGCACAAGACCUCCCUCAGCGCCACAGAACCUGGUCUACAACAUCAACCAGACCACAGUUAGCCUGGAGUGGAACCCGCCGGCUGACACGGGCGGCCGCAACGACGUCACCUACAGGGUUAUAUGCCGGCGCUGCAGCUGGGAACCCGAGGAGUGUGUUCCGUGUGGACCAAAUGUGGGAUACUCUCCUGCACAGUCAGGAUUAGUAGACACUUAUGUGACCGUCAUGGAUCUGCUCGCCCACGCCAACUACACUUUUGAGGUGGAGGCUGUCAACGGGGUGUCAGACCUGAGCCGAACGCAGAGGCUGUUUGCUGCGGUUAGCAUCGCUACUGGUCAAGCAGCUCCGUCCCAGGUCAGCGAGGUCAUCAAGGAGAAAGUGCAGCAGCGCAGCAUCCAGCUCUCCUGGCAGGAGCCGCACCAACCCAACGGCGUCAUCACGGAAUACGAAAUCAAAUACUACGAAAAAGAUCAGAAGGACCGGAUCUACUCCACAGUGAGGUCCAAGUCCACAUCAGCCACAGUGAACAACCUGAGGCCCAGCACGGCCUACGUGUUUCAGAUCAGGGCCUUCACAGAGGCAGGAUAUGGCACCUUUGGCCCCAGACUAGAGAUAACCACCAAGGAAGAGGCCACAGCUGCGAUUGUCUCCAGCGAGCAGAACCCCGUCAUCAUCAUCGCGGUUGUGGCCGUGGCGGGGACCAUCAUCCUGGUGUUCAUGGUGUUUGGCUUCAUCAUCGGGAGAAGGCACUGCGGGUACAGCAAAGCCGACCAGGAGGGAGACGAGGAGCUCUACUUUCAGUUUAAAUUUCCAGGCACCAAAACCUACAUUGACCCUGAAACCUACGAGGACCCAAACAGGGCUGUCCAUCAAUUUGCCAAGGAGCUGGACGCCUCCUGCAUUAAAAUUGAGCGGGUUAUUGGAGCAGGAGAGUUCGGGGAGGUGUGCAGCGGCCGGCUGAAGCUGCCUGGAAAGCGAGACGUGUCAGUCGCCAUCAAGACGUUGAAAGUGGGCUACACCGAGAAGCAGAGGCGGGACUUCCUGUGUGAGGCCAGCAUUAUGGGACAGUUUGAUCAUCCUAAUGUUGUUCAUCUGGAGGGAGUCGUGACGAGAGGAAAACCGGUGAUGAUUGUCAUCGAGUACAUGGAGAACGGCUCAUUAGAUGCUUUCCUCAGGAAACACGAUGGUCAGUUCACAGUCAUCCAGUUGGUGGGGAUGCUGCGGGGCAUAGCGGCGGGAAUGAGAUAUCUCUCCGAUAUGGGAUACGUCCAUCGAGAUCUCGCCGCGCGAAACAUCCUUGUCAACAGCAAUCUUGUAUGUAAAGUGUCUGACUUCGGCCUGUCAAGGGUGAUAGACGACGAUCCUGAGGCUGUCUACACAACAACCGGCGGCAAAAUACCUGUCCGAUGGACCGCGCCAGAAGCCAUACAGUAUCGGAAAUUCACCUCUGCAAGUGAUGUGUGGAGUUACGGCAUUGUUAUGUGGGAGGUCAUGUCCUAUGGGGAACGGCCUUACUGGGAUAUGUCCAAUCAAGAUGUAAUAAAGGCGAUAGAGGAGGGCUACCGUCUUCCAGCUCCAAUGGACUGUCCACCAGGCCUGCAUCAGCUAAUGCUGGACUGCUGGCAGAAAGACAGAGCCGAACGACCCAAAUUCGAUCAAAUAGUUGGCAUCCUUGAUAAGAUGAUUCGCAACCCUAACACCUUGAAAACCCCAGUGGGAACAUGUACUAGACCAAUUAGUCCACUGUUAGAUCAGAGCACACCAGACUUCACCGCUUUCCGCUCAGUGGGAGAGUGGCUGGAAGCCAUCAAGAUGGAGCGAUACAGAGACAACUUCACAGCAGCUGGCUACAGUUCCCUGGAAUCUGUAGCCAGGAUGUCAAUCGAGGACGUGAUGAGCUUGGGGAUCACACUGGUGGGCCAUCAGAAAAAGAUCAUGAGCAGCAUACAGACUAUGAGAGCCCAGAUGCUGCAUCUCCACGGCACAGGUGUCCAGGUGUGAUGGACUGCAACGGGCUGCAUCACAAAGGGUGAAAACAAAAACAGAACUCAUCCGGAGCAGUGCCUGGGACCUACCCGGGUUAAUCGUCAAAGUAAAUGGACAUCUGUUAUGUCUGACUCUUUCGGCUGUGUCUGGAGUGAAAGCAUUCCUUUGCUCCUCACUGAAGGAUUGUGGUCCAACUCUUCUAAGGCCACUAAAGAGAGGAAAAGGGCAAAAAAAACAGCAACAAAAGAGAAACUACCUGGACGAGACAACUCCCUUUUUUGUUACUUUGUUUUUUUUUUUUUAUUUAGAAGCGCUUAUGAACUCAACCACAUAUCAAAUGGUGCAUUGGAAAGGAGUUUGAUGCUUACAUUUCUUUAACUUAAUGAAUGAUUUAAAUGCACACCAUGGCUAUGGAUUUCCUUUAAAAAGAACAAAAAAACUUGUCUACCUGCGGUGGUUUCACUUGUUCAUUUUUCUAAUUUUCUUUCUGUCUGCCACAUUGAUAUGUUGUGGCCCAAACAGCAGUUUAAUUUUUCUCUUCUAUUUGGACUUGACAACAGGGUAAACUUUUAUCCAAAUGCAGAGGGAACUCUUUAGCUGCAGUCUCAAAGGUACUUUUUGUGCUGACACAUGCUGACAGUUGAACUGUUUGAACUGUUUGCAGUGACCCGUGUUUUCCUUCAUGUGCUGUUGAAGUGAAAAUGUUGUCCUUACAUGCUUGUUUGCAGCAUACAGGAGUGGAGUUGUGACAUGGUUUCAACCUUUCAAAUUUUUUUAUUAAGGAAUUGAGGAGUGCAGCACUGAGAAGAUUCAGGAGGCUGAACUGUUUUUCGAAUCACCAGACUUUUAUAUCAGAGUAGCAAUAUCCUUUGGCUUAGUGUUCACUACAGCAAAUGCAGAACGGUACCUGGUUAUUGACUAAAAUGUUGCAGCACUGUUGAAAGAUUGUAUUGAAAUUGAAGCCACCGUGAAUUGUUUUGCCAUCUUUUUGCCUAAAAUGUUGCACACAGUGUUUGUUUUGGUGCAUUAUUCAGCUACAAAUACAUUUUUUAAGGGUGGAUCCAAGAAAGGUGUAAAUGUAAUACUGCCUUAAAAUUUGUUAGAUUAAGUAUUGUCACUAUUUUAGGCACUUCAAUGACAAUGCUUUCUGCGGUUUAUUUUAAGGGUGGACAAGCUCCUUAUAUUUUUUUUGUUUUCCUUGUAGUGUGAUGUCUUUUUAUCUAGAACUUGAACUGGUGAAAUCAAGUGCACGGACAUGGUUCAGUGCCACGAGUGACAGAGUCAGCUAAGAAGAGGUGGACUAAACAGAGCAAUAAUUACCAGGUAGAAAUGGUCCUCACCUGAGGUUCUUCAGGUGCUAGGUUUUCUCACAUGUGUGUGCUAUGCCGAGUCAAACCCUUAGGAAAGAUUCAGUCAUCGCCGGAAAGGCAAGGAAUGUACCUCUUUGGAAAGUGCUCGGAAAACUGCCGUGCCAAGUCAUCAGAGAAAUAAUCAUGUCGCAUUUUGCCACUAUGAUAUGCUAAACGUUUGAUGGAAAUCUAACAUGGCGUGGAAAUAUUGAAUUGAGGGGCUGCAGAGAUGAAAGAGGCGCCAUUCCCUUCACACUACAAAGGUGCCGAUUAGCCAUGCUGACAUCAUCUUCUGACACCAACGCACCGCCCAGAAAUCAAAGAGGCCCUUCAGGGUUUGGGUCUGAAAAUGCAGGACCACCGUCCCGGCUCUGUGGGCAGCCAUGCAGCUCCCCUGUUUAUUCAUGUGUCUCUGCCGCUCAUCCCUCACAGGCGUAGAUGUGACGGCACAUGCAUUAAGGUGUCUUUUAGAUUGCUCGUCUUUUCUUCCAUUGGCUUUGGAUGGAGAACAGACACGAGGGGGCUUUGCAAAUGAUGUGCUAAAAGCCAAUCAGCCCAUUCGGUGCCAUCUGUCUCCACCUCAAAUGCAAAAAAGAGAUAAAGUUUCCAUGUCGA
Micropterus dolomieu (smallmouth bass) is the source of this 4980-nucleotide messenger RNA. It is a transcript of the gene epha7, whose product is annotated as eph receptor A7. Gene Ontology annotation, cellular component: neuron projection; plasma membrane. Lineage: Eukaryota; Metazoa; Chordata; Actinopteri; Centrarchiformes; Centrarchidae. Gene Ontology annotation, biological process: axon guidance; protein phosphorylation; cell surface receptor protein tyrosine kinase signaling pathway. Bases 53 to 3031 code for a protein of 992 amino acids. Gene Ontology annotation, molecular function: transmembrane-ephrin receptor activity; protein binding; ATP binding. The transcript has 17 exons. The record is from RefSeq and is a predicted model, not a curated record.